Molecule: messenger RNA, 1555 nt
Organism: Homalodisca vitripennis (glassy-winged sharpshooter)
Lineage: Eukaryota; Metazoa; Arthropoda; Insecta; Hemiptera; Cicadellidae
Product: juvenile hormone acid O-methyltransferase-like
Exons: 6
Coding region: 257-1024 (255 amino acids)
Molecular function (GO): S-adenosylmethionine-dependent methyltransferase activity
Source: RefSeq, a predicted model, not a curated record
GGGAUGCCAACAUGAUAUUGUCUGAGUUUGUUCCUCAGUUUACUUGGUCCCAAGACGAGAUUGUUCUUGACAUCGGUUGUGGACCUGGUGAUGUUUCGACAGAAGUGCUCCUUCAGUAUAUGCAAAAAGACAUCAGCUUGAAAAAUUAUUGUUGAUGUAAUUGUGUCCCGAGGCACACAAUGGUGGUCAGAAAAUGUAAAAAGGAUGGUGAGCCCUGAAUCAGGCCCCAGAGGGGCCGUCAAGUUGUGACGGAAACAUGAGCAUGUCAUUGCCUAAGGCACUUUGGGCCCCAACAGGAACUCUCCACACUACAGCAAAAAUUUGGAACCUGGGGUUGAACAAAAUUGUGGGAGUAGAUCUGAGCUCAAAUAUGAUCGAGUAUGCUAACGAAAAAUUUGCAAAUGACAAAAUUCGAUUUAAAACACUGGACAUAGCUACAAAAGACAUUAAGAAACACUUUCCAGAAAAGUAUUUCUCAAAAAUUUUCUCCUGCCAUUGCCUCCACUGGAUCCAAGAUAACAAACAGUUGGCCCAGAAUCUGUUCACGCUUCUGAGACCAGGUGGAGAGUUCUUAUCAGUGAUGACACCCUCCAGCCAGCUGUUCCUUGCCCUCAAACUGCUCAGCGGCUACGAACAGUUCAAGCAGUACUGCGAGGACAUCGACAGUGUCAUCCCACCCCUGUACUACUCCAGAAGACCACACAUGGACUUCAAGAAGAUUCUGUCUUCUCAAGGUCUGGAAGUGAUCACCUGCGAGUCCCGACUCAACCCUGUCACCUACCCCAACUUGGAGGUCAUGAGAAGAGCCUUCGAAGCCUUCAAUCCAUUUGUGAAGAGGAUGCCGGAAGAGGUGAAAGAGCAAUAUCUCGACUGUUUCGAGAGCCUGGUGAAGCAGCGUAUCCCGAUCUCAGAGUCCGGGGAGAUCCACAUCAAGAACCCGAUUGUGGUUACGUAUGCGCGGCGUCCCAUACCCUCCUGGUCCUUCUCUGGCCCGACGUCUCACAGCUGCUCCUCAAUCCACUGAUAGUAUACACGAGCAAAAGUAUUCCCGACUGAAUUCGGUUACAACGUUUCCAAAUAGUAUUGAAAGGCAGAUAGGUUCAUUUCACAAAUUAAAACAUCUAACAAUCCAGAAGUAAAAGAAAUAAAAAUUAGCUGGAAUUUUAUUUUUUUAAUUUGUGAAGAAAAUAGCCUAUUGGACACAAAAAGCUAAAAACAAAAAGCUGUGAUUUAAUUUAAUGUUAAAGCAGUUUGAAUGAAUUUCAAAUUUUUGACUGAACGAUUGACUGAUAUUUAGACCGAGUUGUAAUGAUAUUCAGUAUGCUUACUUUUGUAUGUAUGUGACGAAUGAUAAUGAGAAUGAAAGAAAGGCUUGUAUGUGAAAGCUGGACUUUCACAAAGUAAAAGUUAAUUAGAUUCAAUUCUAUUAUAGCUGUUAAGUACAACAUAAUUUUAAGUUGUGUUAAAAGUUUAACCAUUUACUUAUAAAAUUUUUACUAAACGUAUAGGGUUGUUAUAUUUUUGUAAAUAUUUUAUAAUAAACGUCUAAAGUGUU